Messenger RNA from Candidula unifasciata, 261 nucleotides. The record is from the annotation of a GenBank genome assembly. Lineage: Eukaryota; Metazoa; Mollusca; Gastropoda; Stylommatophora; Geomitridae.
AUGUCCAACCAGGCAUUGAGGUUUAAAGUCAAGCAAUUAUAUAGAACGCUGCUACACCUUGGACGAGAUUAUCCAAAAGGUGCAGAGUACUUUCGAUCUCGUCUUCAUCAAGCUUUCAUGAAAAACAAAGACAUAACUGAUGAAAAGGAAAUUGAGAUGCUCAUCGCCAAAGGGCAGUACAUCGUCAAGGAACUAGAGGCUCUAUACAUGCUCAGAAAAUACAGAACUCUCAAGAAAAGAUACUAUGAUGGGAACCAAUAG